GACUAUUUAACAAAUAAAUCUAUAAUAAAAUAAUUUUAAUGAAAUAAUAAAAAUACAAUAAUAUUGUUGCAGUCAUCACAUGAUCAAGAUUGAGUAAUUGAACAAGCAUUGUCUUUGUCAAUUGGCGCAAGUCUAAACCAAUUUACCAUCCCCCCUUCAACUAAAAAACGACAAUCUUCAAUCUUCAUUGAAUCCUCCAGAUAAGGAUUGAGGCCCUAUUUCUAUUUUCUCUCUCUUCCUCCUUCAAUUUCAACCACUAAUCUUCUCAUUUUCUAUUAAAUUUUUUUCACCCACCACUUAAAUUCAUCAUAUUUCACUUUAAUUUUUCUUUACAAAUUCUGGGUUUGUUCAAUUUUCACUAGAAUUGUUUGUUAAUUUAUCUGAUUUUACCUAAAGGUCCAAUUUCCAUUUCUAAUUUACCCAAAAAAGGUUUGGACUCUGAAUUGUGUCAAUGGCAUCAACAUUUGUUAGCAAUAACAUCCCUUGCAAUGUUGGGUCAAUAAAGGGUUUCAAUAAUUCUCAGAAAUUUGUGGGGUUUGGUUCAAGUUUAGUAUUUGGAAACAGGAAAAUUUGUCUGAAAAAUUGGGGAAAUUCUGGGUUUGUAUCUCCAUCUCAAUUAGUGGUGAAGGCAAGUGAAAAAAGGGAGAAUUUGAUUCAGGAGAAGAAAGGUUUGAGCAUUGAAGAAUGUGAAGCUGCUGUUGUUUCAGGGAAUGCACCUUCAGCUCCUCCUGUUUCUCCUAAGCCUAGAGCACCUGCUAACACACCUCUUAUUUCUCCCCUUUCACUAGGUCGACGUCCUCGUCGCAAUCGAAGAUCACCUGUCCUUAGGGCAGCAUUUCAAGAGACAACCUUGUCCCCGGCGAAUCUAGUUUAUCCUUUGUUCAUUCACGAGGGAGAAGAGGACACACCUAUUGGAGCAAUGCCUGGAUGUUAUAGACUUGGAUGGAGACAUGGCCUUGUGGAAGAGGUGGCAAAAGCCCGUGAUGUUGGCGUUAAGAACUUCGUGCUAUUUCCAAAAGUUCCUGAUGCUUUAAAGUCUCCCACUGGUGAUGAAGCAUACAAUGAUAAUGGGUUAGUGCCCCGGGCAAUACGAAUGUUGAAGGAUAAAUUUCCCGAUGUUAUAAUUUACACGGAUGUUGCCUUAGAUCCAUAUUCCUCUGAUGGACAUGACGGUAUCGUUAGAGAAGACGGUGUGAUUAUGAAUGAUGAGACCGUACACCAGUUAUGUAAACAAGCUGUGGCCCAGGCUCGCGCAGGAGCUGAUGUUGUCAGUCCUAGUGAUAUGAUGGAUGGUCGUGUCGGAGCGAUUCGUGCCGCACUUGAUGCAGAAGGAUUUUCGCAUGUUUUAAUCAUGUCCUAUACGGCAAAGUAUGCAAGUUCAUUUUAUGGUCCAUUCCGAGAAGCUCUCGACUCAAAUCCACGCUUCGGGGAUAAGAAAACCUACCAAAUGAACCCGGCUAAUUAUCGAGAGGCUUUAAUCGAAACACAAGAAGAUGAAUCUGAAGGAGCAGAUAUAUUGUUGGUAAAACCUGGGCUUCCAUACUUGGAUAUCAUUAGGCUCCUCCGAGAUAACUCUCCUUUGCCAAUUGCAGCAUAUCAGGUUUCUGGUGAGUACUCCAUGAUUAAGGCUGCCGGUGUUCUCCAAAUGAUCGAUGAAGAAAAGGUCAUGAUGGAAUCACUUUUGUGUCUGCGUCGAGCUGGUGCUGAUAUCAUCCUUACAUAUUUUGCUUUACAAGCUGCAAGGUGUUUAUGUGGAGAAAAAAGAUGACUCCCUCUUUAGCUCUCUCUGGAUGAUUUAGUUGAACAUCGGUAGUGAACGUAGCAACGUAAAUUGUUAAUGUCACUUGACGAAGAGAUUAAAUUUGUGUUUGGCGACGAGUAGCUACUUAUGGCCUAUUGACGGCUCGUAGAACAAAUGUAGAGAAAAAUCGAGGAAAUUGAAGAGGUAAUAAAUUGUGUAUGAGCUAGGGAAAUUUUACACCAUAAUGUUUUAACAUUUGAUGAACAAGUGUAGCUACUACUUUUAGUUAUUAGGCUUUUUGGCCAAUUGUGCGAAAGAAAAAUUAUAAUAUUAUCGUCAAUUUGUUAUUUCAA
Molecule: messenger RNA, 2094 nt
Organism: Amaranthus tricolor (Joseph's coat)
Lineage: Eukaryota; Viridiplantae; Streptophyta; Magnoliopsida; Caryophyllales; Amaranthaceae
Product: delta-aminolevulinic acid dehydratase, chloroplastic
Exons: 12
Coding region: 452-1768 (438 amino acids)
Biological process (GO): heme biosynthetic process
Cellular component (GO): cytosol
Molecular function (GO): zinc ion binding; porphobilinogen synthase activity
Source: RefSeq, a predicted model, not a curated record